CAGGGCGGGUCUUGUUUAUAUAACAGUAAAGUCUUUCCGCCAGUGCUUUUCUAUUUCACUUCUGCCGCACAGCACGCAUAACAAUAAUGUGGAAGAUUGUUUUUGUUUUACUUUCAGCUCUUUUAGCUGUGGAGGGGUCUUUGGUUGGUGGCGCGACAGAUAUAGACAUCCACAGUGACGGUGUCCAAAAUGCGCUGAACUUCGCUGUCGCCCAACACAACAGAGGAAACAACGACAUAUUCCUCCGUAAAGCAGCUGAAGUGGUCAAGGCUCAGGUUCAGGUGGUGGCAGGCUUGAAGUACAUCCUAACUGUGAAGAUGGUAAAGACCUCCUGCAGAAAGAACACUUUAAAUCAAGUGUGCGACGCCCAAAGGCUGCCAGAUAAUGCUGCGUCUUACCAGUGCAAAUUCACCGUGUGGAGCCGCCCUUGGAUCAAUGACAUCAGGGUGACGGAAGAGAAAUGCUAGAAAGGAAACUUCUCAGCACUGUUUGUAGAGCAAACUUCAUGUAACAUCUUUCUUUUAGAUUAAUUAACAUAGCCAUCACAGGAAAUCUUUUCUAUAUUACUUUCUGUUUCUCACCUCAUUGAGAUUCUGUUUUUAGGAAACUUACUAGCUCCAACAGGGAAAAAAUAAAUACAGCAUUAAAUUGUUUAUUUCACUUGUAAUCUCUACACAGUUUUAAAAUAAAGUUGCUUUGGAACUUUUAUUAAUGUCUAAAUGUAAUUAUUCUAAAUAUAUUCUUUGUUUGCACUGUACACAUUAUGUUGGACAGUAAUGUGGCAUGGAAAAUAUCAUCAAAUUGUUUGAAAUAAAGUUCCUCUUGGAUUGUUUUUGAAAGUC
Molecule: messenger RNA, 842 nt
Organism: Xiphophorus maculatus (southern platyfish)
Lineage: Eukaryota; Metazoa; Chordata; Actinopteri; Cyprinodontiformes; Poeciliidae
Product: cystatin-C-like
Exons: 3
Coding region: 87-467 (126 amino acids)
Molecular function (GO): cysteine-type endopeptidase inhibitor activity
Source: RefSeq, a predicted model, not a curated record